UCAUAAUUCACACCAAGCAAGAACCAAACCAAAAAUUAAGGAUCAUGGAAGUCAGCAUUGUUUCGACAGAGAGGAUCAAGCCAUCUUCUUCAACACCCGAUCAUCUCAGAACCUUCAAACUAUGUCUCCUGGAUCAACUCAUUCCUGCUCCUUAUGCCCCGCUUGUCUUGGUCUAUCUCAACGAAGAUGGCGCCACCCAUCUUCAAAUCCUGGACAGAGUAGAAGCUCUGAAGAAAUCGCUGUCGGAGACCUUAACUCGCUUCUACCCACUCGCCGGACAGAUCAAAGACGACCUGACAAUCGACUGCGAUGAUGGAGGAGCUUGUUUCGUGGAGACUAAGGUUAAUUGUUUCCUCGGUGAGUUUCUAAACCGGCCAGACCUCCAACUGAUUCAUCGGUUUCUCCCUUGUGAAGCCGGUUUCACUGGCCCAUCGGCCGGAACUCCGGUGGCUUCCAUUCAAGUCAACGUCUUCAAAUGCGGCGGCAUCGCUAUUGGGUUGUGCAUUUCGCAUAAAAUCUUUGACGGAGCUUCUCUGAGCACGUUCAUGAAAGCGUGGGCCGCCGCUGCUUCCGGGGCUAAGCAAAUCCCGUAUCCCGACUUCGCCGGAGCUUCUCUCUUUCCGGCGAACGACACGUGGCUUAGAGAUUCUUCCAUGACGAUGUGGAGUUCUUUGUUCAAGACGGGAAGAUGCAAAACGAGGAGAUUCGUGUUCGAUGCUUCGGCCAUAGCCACGCUCAAGGCAAAAGCGGCAACCUCCUCUGUUCACAGCCCUACGAGAGUCGAAGCAGUCUCGGCUUUCCUAUGGAAAUCCGCCAUGGAAGCAAGAUUGGGCUACAGAAGGCCUUCCCUGCUGAGCCACGUGGUGAAUCUGCGACCGAGAACAGCUCCAAACUUGCCGGAAAACUCCAUCGGAAACCUCAUAUGGAUAGCCAGCGCAGAGUGCACGGCCGAGUAUGAUCAACUCGGGCUGCGAGGUUUGGUGGGAAAGGUAAAAAGAGGAAUCUCGGAGAUCAACAGUGAGUUGGCGAAGAAGCUGAUGAGAGUGAGCGGCAAUGAGAGGUUUAGUGCGAUAAGCAAGAGCCUGAAACGGGUCCAAGAAUUGGGGUCCAAGUCAAAGGAAGUGGAUUACUAUGGGUUCACGAGCUGGUGCAACCUGGGAUUCUAUGAAGCUGAUAUUGGGUGGGGAAGGCCAGUGUGGGUGAGUGGCAUUGGGUCUUGUGCUUCAGUGUUCAUGAACCUCAUCGUUUUGAUGGAUACCAGAAGUGGGAAUGGGAUAGAAGCUUGGGUGACCUUGGAUGAAGAAGAGAUGGCCAUUCUAGAAUCUGAUUUGGAGCUUCUAACAUUUGCUUCAUUGGAUCCAAGUCCUCUCAGACUUUGUAAAUUAAUUUGAAGCUCCCUUUCAGUCGCUUUUUAGGUGCCAAGCUUCCUCGGUAGAUGUUCCUUGGAUCCAUAUAUCUUGUACAAGAAUCUAUCUUUCUUCGUGUAAAUACAAAACUCUUAAUCUAUGGUCUGAAUAAAUUAUAAUUCUAAAUAA
This is a messenger RNA of Diospyros lotus (date-plum), 1535 nucleotides long. Its product is annotated as stemmadenine O-acetyltransferase-like. The record is from RefSeq and is a predicted model, not a curated record. NCBI's taxonomy places the organism in Eukaryota, Viridiplantae, Streptophyta, Magnoliopsida, Ericales, Ebenaceae. The transcript has 2 exons. Bases 45 to 1391 code for a protein of 448 amino acids.